Microdochium trichocladiopsis is the source of this 348-nucleotide messenger RNA. RefSeq lists its product as uncharacterized. The transcript has a single exon. Bases 1 to 348 code for a protein of 115 amino acids. The record is from RefSeq and is a predicted model, not a curated record. NCBI's taxonomy places the organism in Eukaryota, Fungi, Ascomycota, Sordariomycetes, Xylariales, Microdochiaceae.
AUGUCUCGCAACAACAGCAUCACCUCGGUCAAGUCCGCCUCUGGCGCCAAGGCCUGGAUCGUCAACCACAUGAAGGAGCACCACCGCUCCGUCAACGCUGCCUUCAACGCCUACUACGGCUCCGUCACGCCCGACAGCAGCCGCGACUCCACCCCGGCCCAGUCCCGCAAGAGCUCCGCCGUCGGCACCACCCCCGUGGCCGAGGCCGCCGCUCCGGCUCCCUUUGUCCACGCUGCCGGCAACGAGCGCCCCAGCUACUUCGACCGCGCCAUCAAGGCCGCCAAGAAGCACCACAAGUCCACCAACGCCGCCUACCAGUCCUACUACGGCAUGGGUGUGCACGUCUAA